UAUUGCAAGAUGUCAGUCAUUUAAUAGGAUUUUUCUUUUUGGAAAAACCCGAGUUUGUCGUAUUUUUCUCUUUCAUAUAAAAUAAAUAGUUGUUUUCUCAUAGGCACCUCCCACAAUUCUGCAUUAGCAGUCGAGUAAACUUUAUUAAAUAAGUAAAUAUUUCACGUUGUAUGUGAAGAUUGAUUUUUAUUUUAUUUUGUUAUAACAGUGGCUUAUUGGUAUCAAUAGCUAUAAAAAACACAAUUAUUGUGACGUUGCUCGUUUACCUCGACAAAUUGGACACGCUAUACGUGUGAAAUGUGAAGUAGAAAUAAGCUUGAAGAGUGAUGGAUGAGAGUACUAAGAGCUCCCCUUGUAAGGAUUGCGUGGGGCAGGACGAGGCUCAACUGCGAGCGGAGGUGGACCACCUUCGGCAGCACCUCGCCGAGAGAGAUGGACACCUAGUAGCAUUGGAGGCUGAGUUUAUUAAGUGUACAUCCAGGAUCAACGACUUGGAAGAGCAGGUUGACACCUGGCGGGAGAAGUACGAAAGAUUGUAUGAUUCUCAUAAACGGGUGCAGAAGUUAAACCAAGUCCUUGAGGACAAGUUACUUCAAAUGGUGGAUAAGAUGAAAGGAGAGAAGAGUCAGCUAACUAAAGACAUUGCUACUCUCUCCGUGAGACUAGCCGAAUCCAAACACAACUACAGUAUGCUUCAGAAAGAAAAUGAAAGAUACAAGAAUGAUAUGAAUCUAGCAAUCCAGCUGCUACAGUGUAAACCAGAUAAUUUUGUAUCACAGAAGCUUGAUAAUCUUCCUGUUGAUACUCAAGCGCGUGUUUCGCAGUACGUCAUGUCGAAAACGUCAAAGUCCAACAGCUCUGUCCCGUCCAAGAAUGGAAACGGUAAUGAACUUGACACUUUCGACACAAGUGAGUAUGAAUUCAAUAUUUCCGCGUCGCUGAUGACGAAGAUUCUAGAAGACAGCAUCCAGGACAGCAUGACGAAGCAUUGUGACUCGUGCACUUGCACCAAAACGCAAGCUAAACCAUUCUGCUACAACGAAAGCUACUUCUCUGUCGGCACUCAAACUGUUUUGUCAGGCGAAAUGAAAAAUUCUCUAUGUUUAAACUGCAACGCAGAAAUCAAAUCGAUAAAGUCAAACCUGAGUGCAAGCAGCACGUCUCCUCACGGCAUUAAACUUAUCAAUGACAAAAAUUUGGGGCUCACUGGACCCAUGUACAUUAUACCUCAACCUGCUGAACUUCCUAAAGAACCUGUCGUAGAAAUUCCUCCCGAGAAGGUUAAAAUUAUCAAUUCUGAAGCAAUACAAAUUGUUGAUGAUGAUAAAGUUGAAGCACAAAAAGACAUAGUUCCUAUGAAAGAAGAAGAUUUAAGACAGCUUAGGAAGACUAAUAGUAUGACAAUGGAACCGGCGGUUCAUCACAAGCUAUGUGACCGCACAAAAACUUCGAUAUCUAGCAAGAGGAGUAGCAGCCAUAGCAUUGGUAAUGAAGAAAUUGCUGUUAAAGAAACCAUACCUAGCACUAAGGAAUCUGUUACUAAAACUGAUAGCCAACCGAGAGACAAUGUUAGUUUGAGGAAAAAUUCCUUAAGUUCAAUGGGAGCAGUAAGCAGAACUUCAUCUGUAGCUAAAUCUACAGUUAGUACUCAUAAAUCAGGUAACCAUGUAGGUCCCGGGCCUAGGUUUUGUCAUUUGCGUAUGCAAGCUGGUUCUAAGAACAUAUUGCUCGAUAAUGCUGAGCCAGACGUACCGCCUGUGUUAUACCGACGCCAAAGCAAAUGCAAUGAAAAUCCUAUUUUCAAAGAUCUCAAUGAUGGUAUGGAUAAUUUUAUUGACUUAGAGAAAGUCAAUGAUGAGGUUAAGGAAGACAUUAAAAGCAAUAAUGUUGUAGUCGAGAGCACGCUGAUUGACGUACACGAAGACAACAACAACAAAGAUUCAGCUACGUCUGUUAAAAAUACUCCCAUAAAUCCCAUACUUAUGAAUGUUUCUUCUUCGCCUUUACAGCCACUGAAGACUCACAAUUUCUCGAACAGCUCAGAAAAUAAUAACAACAAAUCUCACAGUAUUGGAAGUCAGCAGAACACAACUGAAAUCGACAACUUAUUGACCGACUUUACCGUUGAAGUCAGCAACACGCAAAAUAAUAAUAAUCCACACACUCCUGACGAGGUACCUAUAACUAAAAAUAGUAGUAUCACACCCACAGAUAAUCAUGACGUAAAAAUUUUCAAUUUCGAUCGCUACGAACAAAAUAAAUUAGCUAAUCAGUUUUCUAGGCCUCUAAGGAAGAUAGAUAUGGCUCAACUUCAUUCUAUGGAAAACACCAAAAUUUCCAAAGAUUUGAUACCUCCGUGUGCUUUACUACAUAAAAAAACUGAUCUUACAAGACUACCAGCAAUGGUCAAUGUUUACCCGAAUCUGACUCAGACUCAUUUAAAGGUGAAUGAAAACAAAAAGGUAUUUACUAACGAGCAGAGUACAAGCUCACUGUCAAGCGAUGAUAGCGCUGCGAUGCUUCAGAAGCAACAGUUGCUUAGAGUUGCCGAGUGGGUGGAACAGAACUUGGAACAGCAGAAUAAUUACAACGAUCCACUAGAGGAUGAAGUCAGCUUUGGGAGCAUGAUGGCUAGAAGAGACAGUAAACUGAACAGACUCACCGAAACCUUAAAUGAACUCGCUUUGAACAUGCCUCAUCCCGUUAGCAAAUACGCAAAGCCAUACACAAGAGAAGGCCAUAACAAUUGGAUUCAUAGCAACGCAAUGCAGUGUUCUAAAUCAGACAAACCGAAAACCACCACAAAGGCAGUCAAUAAUGUAACCAAGGAGACUAUGUUUCCUGUCGAAUGUGAUCAGUCGACGGUCACGGAAGUGAGCGGGGACAGUGCAAUGAAAAAUGACAUUAAUCAUUUCGAUAUUGUCAAAGAGUUUGGAAAUUUAUCGAAUGGCGAUAAAGAGAUAACUCCUGAGGACUUGGCAAGGAUGGAGUACAAUGUAAAGAAGUUCUUGUUGAGCGGUCCUCACUGGGUGAACUCGGACACCACGCGUAGGAGCCGCCGCACGAGCAGCAAAACUGAGACUGAUGUAUGAUUCCAUUGUAGGUAGUCAGAUAGGUGAGACAUUCCAAUAUCAUAUAUCGCCAGUCUAGAUGCUUUCGCAGCAAUUUUAGGCCAAAAUCUUUAGGCUUCAGUUUAUGUACAACUGUUAUUUGCUGAAUUAAAAGGUUUUGUUUGAAUUAAAUAUUAAUUGCCGAAUUAUCCUAGUCUUUCCAAUUUGGAAAUUUAAUGUAAGUUAAAAAAUUGUGAUGCGUCCACACUAUGCAAUGGUUUUGUAUUAAUUUGGUAUGAUGAUGAGCGGUACCAUGUUCAUUGAGAAAGCCAUUGUCGCGCCGUAUAUUUGAAGAUGAAUAUAUAUAUAAAAGUACAUGGGAUAGCUUGGCAUUACAAAAAUAUUAGCGCUAUGUAGAAACGAGCUCGCCUUUGUGAAUAAGGUACAAUAGGUUCAUCGAAAUAUUAAAGGGGAUAAGGCACAAAAGUAAGGUUAGGAGCUUCAAAGUUGUGUCAAUUUUAUUUCGUAGCGUAGAUCGGUGUUAGAUGUCGUAGAUCGUCAAAAGAAGGCUGCCGUUGAAAAAAUGUAGAAUAGGAUCACAGUAUUAAACGAGAUUUUUACAUAGAUGCUUCUAAAUAUUUGUGAUACAGUCGUAAGCCAUUCCUUCAUGUACAAAAUUGUAGCACGGACUCAAUACCUAUUGUAUUGCUUGCCAAUUUAUCUCAAGAAAAUAUAAAUAUUAAAUCGUGUUAGAAAAGCUUCUGGAAAAUGCAUUAGCUACCUACUCAGACAUUUUUUGACAUUUAAAUAGUAUAAAUAGUUUCAAAAUCCUUCAGAAUCUCUUCAAUAUCUUUACUCAACGUACUCGACAAACCUAUUCUUGCAUUUUCCAGCAGCUUUGUUAGUGUUCUAUCUAAUUUAAAAUAUCUAUAUGUAAACAUACACCUAUGUAUAACCAUGGGCCAAAUUAUGCCGUCGAUAAAGAUGUAGUUAUUCCAUACACAAUAUUCACGCCUCUGCUUCACGUACAAUUCUAUGGAAAUGUCAUAUUUUGUCAAGUGUGUGUUUUUCCUAAUUAUACAAAAUAUAUUUUUGAAAUCAUAGAAACAUAGGUUAUACUGUAGCACAGAGGAAUAUAUGGACUGUAGGUAGGCAAUAUAAAUUGUUAGACUCGAGUCAAGUGUUCGAUAGAAUUGUUACUAAAUAAAGAACGCUCCGACGAGACGACCUCCGUUGUCCAGUGAACUUUGGGCUCACGAUCCGGAGGUCCCGGGUGCGAUUCCCGGUGGGGACUUAUCACAAAAAAAUAUUUUGUGGUCCCUAGUUUGGUUAGGACAUUACUGGCUGAUCACCAGAUUGUCCGAAAGUAAGAUGAUCCGUGCUUCGGAAGGCACGUUAAGCCGUUGGUCCCGGUUACUAAUUACUGAUGUAAGUAAGUAGUCGUUACAUGAGCCAUGUCAAGGGUCUUUGGCGGCUCAAUAGUAACCCUGACACCAGGGUUGAUGAGGUUGGUACUCCACUUCACAACCCACACGGUAGAAGAAGAAGAAAGAACGCUCAAAAUAUUGUAUUGUGAGUGACUGAAUAUUAAAAGUGUGUGUGUGUGUUGGUCACCGUGCUUAUAAUAUAUGCAUAGCUCUUGAUGCCAAUCGUCUGUUUGCACACCAUACAUAUUCAAAAUGCUUUUAUUCCGACUAUGGCAUCUUGUUAUUUUAUAAAGUUACAUCUCAAUUUGAAAUAUUCCUUUCAUUUGUGUGGAGUUUUUUCAUUAUUUCGGCCUUUAUUAUUGUUAGUUUUAGAAGACAGCUUAUGUCACUUUUUGUAUUGGCGUUUCCGCGCCGAUGGGAUUUGGACCAAUAGACGUAGCGAAUGCUAUCUACGUGGAUAGACGUCGUAUGGCUAUUGGUUAAAGCUCGUGCCACGCGCGGUGCGGGUGCCGUGCUGCGGUGGCAUGUCUUACAAUUAACAUAGGCAUUAUAAUAGGGUAAUUUCCAACUUUUUACUAAAUGUCCUGCAAAAAACAACCUGUGACGUCAUAGAAAAACGUGACAAAAUGUCGCACUUAUUUUAUUAAGUAAAUUUUUCUAUAAUGAAAAUUCAUAAAUAAGUUCAAUAGAAAAAGAAAACGUUUUUUGUCACCUUUAGAUCUGUCUUUAUUUAGUAAUCAGAAUUUGAUAAUUUAUAUUUGACCUGGAAAACUACCCAAUUCUCUAGAAUGCUUGACUCGAGUACUAGUAGGAUGCAAAACCACCAUCAAAGUUUUGUCAUAUUAGCUUAAAGAGCACAAUUUAGUGUUUGGUGUUAGUGAUAGUAUAUUUAAAAUGUUACCUUACAUUAAUUUCAUCUAGUUGUAUUUACUCCUAUAUUCCUAUUCAAGACUUAUUUCGUUUAUAAAUAUAAGCUUAGUUAAAAUAUUGGACAGCAGGCAAAAUUUUUAUACCUCUCUACAUUGCUUUUUUUUUUUCAUAUUUUUACUUGUUCUUUUGGGUCGUACAUCGUAAACCCUACCCAUUCCAUUUGGGUAAAUUAGGUCAUCAAAAUUGACUCAUUAAUGGAAUGAAAAGAAUUGUAAUAUUAUUUUAUUUAAACCAUUUUUUAAGACAUGUCGAAGUCAAACUAUAUUUUAUUUGUGAUAUUUGUACGGUUUUAGUUAGAAAAUUGUAUGCCGGGUAUAUUAAAUUAUUUUUAUGAGACCUCAAUUUUUUUUUUUAUAAAUUUGGUUACUUAUAUAUAACAACGGCAUAAGUUAUCUGAACGUACUGCCGUCGCAAUGUUUUGUAAUUGUGUAUAUUUUAUGAGAUUUACUUUUGUUAUAUGCCUAAUUAUAUUAUGUAGGUACUCUGCAUAGGUACUUAGAAUUGAUUCUUCAGAUCUAUAUUUUAAUGGUGAUGUAUUAAUUAUGGAAAAGGAAAUGUAAUUUAAAAAGAUUUAUGAUACCGGUGUAGGGUUAAAAGAGGAAGGCCCAGGCGUACAGUCAUGAGCAAUAAAUCAUGUACCCACUUUAGAAUCCUGUCGCACUAUCAUAUUUGACAUUUAAUGAGACUUACGGUCUAAUUUGUCAAAAAAGUUAAUGUGACAUGGUUUCAAAGUGUAUACAUAUUAGUACUCGUGACCGUACAUACCGCGAUCAGAUACAGGAUGUUUUAAAGGGUCAAGUUAAGAGUACUCUAAACCGGUGAUCAUGUAUAAAGUCUUUGAUGAAAGUGGAAGAAGCGAAAGUGGUGUGUCAGGAUCGUAGUAAGUGGAUCUGUGAGCUCUGCCUACCCCAACGGGAAAUACGCGUGAUCUUAUAUAUGUAUGUAUGUAAUGGAGCUGGGGGGGUUAAAAUGGCCACAUCGAAGCAAUUCAUCUAAGAAAGCAAUAUUGCUAUUUGACAUUUGUUUGCAUUGCGCACUUACCUUUAUAUGCGCAUGCUCAUGUCCUAAAAAACAACAGAGAAAUAGUAUCCUAAAUGAUUUUUGUUUUUAUAGCACUUGCUCGUACAGACAGGACAGGAGGAGGACCCGGUGGUGUAAGGUUAACACGCUCGUCCCGGCUUGACAAGAGCUGCGGGUUCAAGUCCCGUCCGAACCAGAAUCUUUAAGAUUUCAAUUUUUUGUGAAUAGUAUCCUUUCUAACUUGUUGAAAGUAAACAACAGUAUUCCAUGUCAGGGACCUUUGGCGGCUCAAUAGUUACCCUGACACCAUGAGGUUGGUAUUCCACCUCACAACCCACACGAUAGAAGAACAGCAGUAUUGAAACAUUAGUGUACCUACAUUUAAAUUUUUUUUU
Molecule: messenger RNA, 6822 nt
Organism: Pectinophora gossypiella (pink bollworm)
Lineage: Eukaryota; Metazoa; Arthropoda; Insecta; Lepidoptera; Gelechiidae
Exons: 5
Coding region: 327-3092 (921 amino acids)
Source: RefSeq, a predicted model, not a curated record